GCAAAAUUAAAACGCAUGCGCAGUACCGCAACGCCAUCUGAAGAAAAAAAUCUUCACUACGAAAAGAAUCGCCGCCAUUUUGACAUUUGUUUGGCUUUGUGUUUUCAAUGCAUAAAAUAAUGUAAUAAAUUACGUGAUAAUCGCGAAGCGCCUUUACUUUUUCCCCGUGAGAUUGUUUUGCUGGAUUGUGCGAUAAAUAAACUGUACGCAUGAGUGAGAGUGUCAAACUAUUAGCGGCGCACAAAUCAAUAAUUUAGCACCGCCGCUUUUUUUAUUUUCCGGAUAGUUAUUCAGUGAUUAUUUUAGUUUUCCAGCGAUAAAUUUGAGUAUAGUUACCGAUUUAGUUGUUUCCGUUGCUAUUUAACUAAAUUUGGCAGAGAAAUACUCUGUAAAUUAUUGCCGCAGUAAAAAGGCGCGAAGCCACUGCUGGCCUGAGAAUAUAUUUUUUUGCGAACAAAUUUUCGUGUUUAAUUGAAAGAUAUAUAGUACGCUACCAAUUUCAAGCUAGUGAAUAGAAAACAAUAAUCGCAAUGCACAAAUAUAAAGUGUUACAUCAGUUAAAUGUGUGGAGUAAGACUUAACUUUCUAAUGCUAUAGAGUUCAUAUUAAGCAUUACCUUAAACUUGCGAUGCGGUUAAGAAGUAGGAAGAGGGAGCGACCGCUCUCAACCAGAAACACUCAGAGGGUGACAAAAUCAAAACAGAAACCACUAAAAACUGUUCUAAAAACCAAGUCAUCUUGGAAAAAGAUACUGAAAGUGGACAAUGGUCUGGUCUCCGGGCCAAACUUCCACUGCAUUACAAGAUCUCAAAAGAAUUUAGACCUUAAAACAAGACCGGUAAGAAUUAAAACAGUUAAAAGCAUGGAGAAGCCGGUUGAUAUCAAGAAAACCAAACUGAAAGAGGAACCCAAGAAGCCUAUUUUUCAAACUGUCGUAAGAAGUUCCAACAAGGAUAUGACGUCGAUAAAACCAAAGACACAGAAUGAUAAAGUGUCAACGACGUCAAAAACCAAACUCAAAGAUGUGAGGACAACUAAAAGUGUGCAGCUAAGGCAAAGUUCUCUGAAUAGGGAGCUCAGGAAGACUGAAUCUGUCUCGUCAGCUCUAAGUUCACCCAGGAAGACCAGACGGAUGGAUAAACCGGACAAAUCUGCUUCGUUGAACAGUUCACCCAUACGUAAAGUUAGGCAGAUGGGUGUACCUUCCUUGAAGUUAAGCAAAAUAGCAGUCAGCUCUACCAAUGAGAGUCCUAAGAAGAAAUUGAAGGCUAAAGCUCCAGCAGUGCCGGAGCCUAUGAAUGGCUUCACAGAAGACAACGACGUGACAAUGUACGAGCCCCACACCACUACGUACGUUGACUUCCCACUGCCCAAGACUGAGUCAGAUUCUGAGGUGGAGUCGUCUGAUCUGUGCCUGCCCAAUGACUGCUUGAACGACUUGAUGGCUAUAGCUGAAUGUGCAAGGUUAAUCACCAACGACUUGUCCAACAAUUUGACCAAUGGUUUGACAACAGAAGACGAUGACAUCAACUUCCUAGCUGACAAAGCUGCCAAAGUAAUGACCACAGACAGAGAGGAGAGGAAGUCCAAGGGUGACAAGAAAUUACAGAAGAGAAGGAAGUCCAGCAACGACCUUGAGAUGUAUCAACCGACUUCUACGACUGACGAUUUGGAUUCCUGUGGCGAGUUCCUUAACUCUACAGAAAAAUAUGUGCAGCCGGACUUCGUGUCCAUGCUCGAGCAGGACAACUACGUGCGCGACGCGGAGUGCGAGAUAUCGUCGACGUGCGACACGCAGGGCACGGCCAUAGAGAGCCUCGAGGCGCUGUCCGCGCGGAGCCCCAGCACCGGCUUCCUGGCCGAGAUCAGCCAGAGCCUGGCGGCGGAGGGGGCGGGCUGGAAUGCAUCCGAUGUAGUUGUGGAUGAAAAUUCUUUGACUUGCCACGACGAGCCUACUCAGGAUAUAGAGGAGGAGGAGGAGGAGGCGGCGGCGGUGAUCUCGUCGUGCGCGCGCGCCGACUGCGAGCAGAUGUCCUCCUGGGCCGACGCCUUCGAUCCCUACCUCUUCAUCAAGCAGCUGCCGCCCCUGGAGACGGUGGCGACAGGCGCCCUGCGCGCGCGCUACCCCGCGCUGCCGCUCAAGACGAGGACUAGUCCCGACUUCAGUCUGGUUUUGGAUCUCGACGAGACACUUGUGCACUGUUCCUUGCAAGACCUUCCGGACGCGAGCUUCCACUUCCCGGUGUUGUUCCAGGAUUGCCGAUAUACGGUAUUCGUGCGCACGCGGCCGCACUUCGCGGAGUUCCUGUCGCGCGUGUCGCGGCUGUACGAGGUGAUCCUGUUCACGGCCAGCAAGCGCGUCUACGCCGACCGCCUGCUCAACCUGCUGGACCCCGCGCGCCGCUGGAUCAAGUACAGAUUGUUCCGCGAGCACUGUCUGCUGGUCAACGGGAACUAUGUGAAGGAUCUGUCCAUUCUCGGGCGGGACCUGCGCAAGACUGUCAUCGUGGACAACAGUCCGCAGGCCUUCGGCUACCAGCUGGAGAACGGCAUCCCCAUCGACAGCUGGUUCGUGGACCGCAGCGACAACGAGCUGCUCAAGCUGCUGCCCUUCCUCGAGCAUCUGGCCACUAAAGACGACGUCCGGCCGUACAUACGGGACAAAUACAAACUGUUCAGCUACCUGCCGCCGGACUAAACGAGCUUACACUUGCAUUGAGAGCGUACCUAUAAAAUCUGCCCACACGUGUUCAAAGUUUCAUCAAAAUCGAUACAUCGCUUUUCCAUUAACAAAUUCUUUCAGAACUACCUAUGAAUUGGGGAUUUCGCUACAUUCUUAUAAAAGUCUGAUUGCUUAUUUACAAGUUGUGUCUUUUUCAUUUGACAUAAAGUAAGAAAUUAUUUAAACUUAUGGUUAAAUACAACAUUUCUAUGAAUGUGGUGAAACCGGUACGUAAACUUUUAGAUUUCUCGAAUAAGCCGUGAUAUGCAAUUCUACGUAUCUACAUUUGAAUUACAAAACCGCGUAUGUUAUUUUGUUUUUUUUUUUUUAUAAUAAGCACAUCCAUAACAUCCCUAUGUUAUGGAUUUGAAAAUUUCGGAUGUAGACACAGAUGUAUAAAUAAUAAUAAUAUACCGGUUCAUUUUCAUUCUUAAAUAAUUUAAGAAGUAAAGUACUCUAAAUGAAACUAAAUAACUAGAUAUUUUUAAUUAUGAACUAAAUGAAAAGAUCUAACGUACUUAAUCUAAUUAGGUUAGAUUUUUUUCAAUUAGUUCAGUUUCAAUUUUCUUUUUGGUACAUAAAGUAAUUAAAUUUCACAUACGCGGUUUCCAAUGUUUACGUUUUAAUACGAAAAUAGAUCACACAUACGCAUUUUUGCAUUUAUAACUUAAUGAGGCCUAUAUCAGAUUCGUUUUCAAAAUCACGUGUGGGUAGUUUAAAAAAACUUCCUUUUUUUGUUGUUAAUUAAGUAUAUAUUAUAUAAAUUAAUUAUAUAAUUGUGUAAGAAUUAGAAUCGGUAUUGAUUUUUUUUUUCAAAAAUGAAAAUGUUUAUUAUUAUAUUAUUUAGAGUGAAAAAGAAUAUUAUUAAUGAUAAAUUUAUUAUUAUUACUAUUGUAAUAGAUUAAUUUAUUGAAACUCGGCAGUUUAUAGAUUAGCGCUCACUGUAGGAACGUGUUUCUGUCAAAACUAUCUGUCAUAUUGACAUUUCUGUUGCUUGUGUAUUUUUUUUAAACUACUGAUUGUCCAAAAUUUUGGAAAAACUACAUUAAAUUAUUGACAGUAGGUAUACAAAGCUCUAUACACAAAGUUUCAGUUCUUUCUGAUUUCUGUAUUCUAAGGUUUUCCUACUACUAUUUAUAAAAUCAAUAACAGUAGGUGUUUAGGUCGAUUUUACAGUGGUUAUGAUUUUAACACGUUCUAGUUAGUGGGUGUACGUCAAAAGUAAUUAUGUAUAUACGUCGUGUCACAUAAAAAGAGCGCUGACUAAAAAUAUAACUCCGUAAAGAGCGAUGUUGGUAAUUGAAAUGAGAAUGAGGACGAAAUUACAAUCAACAGUAUGAUAUUUAUUUAUAACAUAAUGAAAUGAAAUUUGAAAAGUCCCAGGUUCAAUUCCCACCACUUUGACUAAUUAUGUACCUAGGCCCAUCUGUGGAGAAACUGUUGAGGUCAUUGAGCAUGGUAAUCCAACGCCAUCUUGUACAUUUGUCUUUCAAGAUACGAUAGAUUUCAUUACGAGAUAGUAGCAAGGGUGUAUUAGACAGAGUUUUUGAAAAAAUAUGUAUAAAUAAUUAUCAAUGUAAUUUUUUCUAAGGAAAAUAAAUUGUUUAUUUUAUCUCGACCCUUUUUAAACACAAGUAUUUUUUUUAUACAUAAUAAUGAUUGUAAAGGCAAGAGAUUGAACUUACGAAUUCUCAAAUAUCAUAUCGUUUGACGUGUUCAAUACAAAAAGUUAGACAGCGCGCUUUUUACUUGACGCAGCCUAUAAAAUCACUUAGAUAGUAAACCUGUAAGAUUAUAAUUGUGACAUAGUUAAGUGAAAUUCAAAAUAUACCUACAUACAUAUGUGAAUAUAUAAUAUAAUAUACAGGAUGAUUCAAAUGUGACCUUUCAUUUAGUUUGACAUAGAAAAAUAUGACAUAUUAUUUAAGGAAAAGCUUUUAUUACAAGCGAAAGCUUUCGUGUUUUUUUUCGUUAUUUGAAACAUCGUGGUAUGUAUUGAUAGUUUCAGUUCACUUUUUUUUUGACACCAUUUACAAUCUCGCACUUUUAAAAUGGUGACGGCUUUUUCAAUAUCUACAAAUCAAAAUAUACUUCCCGGAAUUGCUUUUAUGCAAAUAUAAAGGGUAUGUUACACCGCACGGUGUAGUUAUAAUUAGUUUUAAGAAAAUAUUUUUUUUUUUAUAGAGACUUCACCCAUUUUAGUAGUUUCAUCAUCCUGUAUAUAAUAUAGUCCUUUAUUUAAUCUGUGAUUAUAUUUCUUUUUACGUAAUAAUUUGUGUUCUUAUUGGUCUUGUAAGUUUAAUUUAAGCUAUUUGUUAAAAAGUAUUUUUUUUUGUAUUUGUUAGAUUGUAAAAGCGUGGUUAUGAAUUUACGAGGCAUGGGUUUUUUUAAGCGAUCGAUAUAUUUUUUUUACAUGAUGUCUGUACUAUGUCAAAUGUAAUCUCCACUUUAUAAACCGCUAAAUGCCUGCAAUAUACUCCGCGCCACGAAACAAGUCCCGUAGACGCGGCGCUAAUGCCUUAAUGGCUCAUUGUCAUUCGGUAAUGGCGGUCUUAUUGUCAUUUGUACGCGUCGCGUCGCCGCUUCGCAGUUUGGAUGGUGCCGCGUUGCAAGAACCAGCUCAUGACUAUGGGCCCCGUAUGGGUUCGAAACUAGUUGGGCAUACUCCGACCUAGUAUCACGUGAGUUUUAGCCGUGUUUUUAACCGACUUCAAAAAAAGGAGGAGGUUUCUCAAUUCGACCGUAUAUAUAUAUUUUUUUAUAAUCAAUUAAUGUCAGUUUUAGAUCAGAUUUUAGCCGCGGGACUUCUUUCGUGGCGCGAAGUCUAGCCAAGCCAGUGUCUAGCUAUUGCUAUUGUUUUAUAAUUAUAUAGUCUAUAUACAAAGCGAUAUAUUUGCGUACUAUUAUUGAAGUAAAACUUUUUUGUUUUUUUUUAAUUCUUUACAAGUUAGUUUUUGACUACAAUCUCACAUGAUGAUAAGUGAUGAUGCAAUCUAAAAUGGAAGCGGGCUAACUUGUUAGGAGGAUGAAAAUCCACACCCCUUUCGGUUUCUACACGACAUCGUACCGGAACGAUAAAUCGCUUGGCGAUGUCUUUGUAGGGUGGUAACUAGCUAGCCGGGGAUCGAACUCAGGACCUCCGUUAUGUAAAUCCACCGCACAUACCACAGCGCCACGGAGGACGUCGGACAUAAUACAUAUUAAUAAUUAAAUUAAAUAUACUCGUAAUACAAAUAAGAAUUAACAGUGUAUUAAUAAACGGCCUCAAAGUAACUAAAGUAACAGCCUCCCAGAGAGGCCGUUAUAUCACGUGAGAUUUUGCCGUUUAUAUACUCAGAGGCACAAUCAUCCGCCCACUUUAUAUACUAGCGUGAUAUUAAAGUGGGCGAAUAAUUGUGCUUCUGAGUAUAUUUCAUUAAUAAUCUAAUUUUGUAAUAAUUGGUUGCAAGUAAAUAAAUAUACGGAACUCGACUACAAAAUCUCCUAUUUUGAAGUCGUUGAAACACCUUUAUCGCUUUGUAUAAAGACUUACAUCGAAUUUAACGGACAAAUCGCAAAAUACUCAUCAAUAUAAAUAACAGUAUAUUUUUUUAUCUUCUUUUUGUUAAGUGGAACUAUAAUUGAAUAUUAUUAUUUUCAUAAUUUAUAAUAAUUAUGUGGUAACGAUGAAGUGAAAAAUUAAAAUCAUGUUAUAUUAUUGCAGAUUUUUUGAUAUUAUGUGUAGCAUUUUACGUAGUUCAGUAACUAUUCGUAUAUAUAAUUAAGUAGCAGGUGCUAUUUGUUUGUAAGUUUGUUUGGUCCGUCUGUAUGCGCUUUAUACUUUGCGUGUUCAUGUUUGAAGUGCGUCUAUACGGGCAAUUAUAAUUGCUCCAUUCCGAGAAUGGAGCUUGUGACGUCACGGCUAUAUUUUUUUUUCUAUUCUUUACUAGUUAGCCCCUGACUACAAUCUCACCCGAUGGUAAGUGAUUAUGUAAUCUAAGAUGGAAGCGGACUAAAUUCUUCGGAGGAGGAUGAAAAUCCACACUCCUUUCGGUUUCUAUACGACAUCGUACCGGAACGCUAAAUCGCUUGGCAGUACGUCUUUGUCGGUAGGGUGGUAACUAGCCACGGCCGAAGCCUCCCACCAGCUAAACAAUUUACUGCGAUACCUGGAAACUAGGAGUGGGGUAGCUAGCCCCUACCCCCUAGAGCACUGGUGAGUGUUAUCCGACAAUCGUGGCAAAUUAGUUGUUGGUCCAUAAAAAUAUAGCUCAACAGGGGGGUUUUGGGGCUAAGAAGCGAAUUAUGGGGUUCCAAAAAGGGACUGUAUUUUUUUUUCUCAAUGUAAUGUAGACACCACACACACAAUAGGGAUGAUGACAGUUUUUAAAUUGUAUAUAAAUUAAGAGUAUGCUAAUAGUAAAGCAAUUUUGUAAAAGUAACAGGGUAUCUGCGGUCAUUACUUUCGGAGCUACAAGGAUUUAAAGGGUCACUUUUGCGGCGCUGCCGCGGAUCCCUGAAAAACGCUCCAUACAAAAUGGCACGAACUAAUGACGUCGUAGGUAAUGUAAUGAACGUAAGAUUUGUAUGUGCGUUCAAACAAAAUUACUAAUAUCUUUGUUAUUUGUGCGUUUAUGUUUAUAGUGCAUGUAUUAAAAAAUGUCACAUCUAAUGUAAGGAAGCUAAAACUGUAUGAAUAUUCAUCUAAUUACGAUAAAAGAUUUCUAAUAUAUUUUGAAAUUUUAUAAUCUCAUUUAUUUUACAAAUAUCCAGUCAAUCUUUGCUUUUUAUGUAUAAAUUAGUUAAUAUUGGCCUUAUUUAACCGAAUGUAUCAUAAAAAUCAAUAUAUUCAAACCUAGUCAUCAUCCCCAUUAAAGUCCUAAGGCCAUUUACAACAAGUAGCAAAAUAAAUAUAAUUUAUUAAUUGACUUGAAUUUUUUUUCCUAUAUUGGUUGAAAUUGCUCCAGAUUGCUCCAAGUUGUUCCACAAAUUGCCCGUGUGGGCGCGCCGAAAACUUAAGUUAACAGUCACAGGCUCAUUCAGUCAUAACUUGAGAACAUUGAAAACCCUCUUUAAUAUGACGCGAGUAUAUUAAAGUGGGCGGAUUAUUGUGCCGCUGAGUAUAUAACAGAUUAUUAUUUUUAUUAAUACUGCUUGUUAAAAUACUUAUAAUGGUUCGUUCUUAUUAUAGUUAUUUUUUUAUAUUUUUGUCACUUUUCUGUGUUCAGCCUUACGUCUAUAGAAUUAUAAAAAGUAUCUCUCUAAAAUAUUUAUAGCAAUAUUAUGUAUUUAGUUAAAUUAAAGGGACAUUAAAAUCCAAGUACUUAAACUUUAUUUUUGUUUUACAAAAUACGUGUAAAUCUAUCCCAUUUUUUAUUUAAUAUACGAGUAAAUAAUUGACAUUUUUUUUUUAAAUUUCGUUUAUUAUACGAGUAAAUAAUUGACUUUUUUUUAAAAUUUCGUAUAUGUAUAAUAUUUCAAAAUAAUGUUUAUUAUUUACACUUAAAUUAAAUUAAAAUGGGAUUACAGUCCAGUAAUAUUAGGUUUUAUCUGGGGAAAAAAUCCUACUGAGCUAAAUUUUUGUAUACCUUUAUGACGGUGUUAUUAUAAAGAUGUGAAAAAUCGACAUCGAUAUCGAGCCGGCUAUAUCGAUAUCGAUGUCGAUUUUUACACCGUUAUAAAGGUGUAUACAAAAAUUCAGCUCAGUAGGAAAUUUUCCCCAGAUUGGGAGUUUAAAAUGCCUAAAAUGACUGGACUAUUUUGUAAAACGAAUUCCUAAUACCAAGCUGCUAAUCGGAAUUAAAAAAAAAAAAACAAUUAUAUUUUUAGUGGUUGUAUUUUGUUAGCAAGACAUAUUCGUCGAAAUGUUUUUUUUUUAUUUAUAUAAAUAUAAAUUUUUUGGAAAUUAUAUUUUUUUAAUUCGGUUAAUAAAAGAUAUGUAGCUUAUUUGUUGUGACCGCCUAUUUGUGUUUGUAUUGGUUAAGUUUAAGAUAGAUGUAGAAAGGGAACUCUAUGCCACCUUUAUUUCAUACAAUCUCAGUGUUAGAUUUUUCUUUAUAAAAUCGCUGAAUUAGAGGGUACGACAGUCGCGGCGACAACGCGACAAAAGUGUCGUGUCGUAUUCGCUGAUUUCCUUUGCAUGCCGAACGUAUGUGAUGAGUGUUUAUGCUACAACGACUUUAAGUUUAUUACAAUAAUUUAUGGUUUAUUGUUAAAAAGCUUUUUUUUCAGUUUAAAAUGUUUUGUUAUGUACACAAUAUAUUUUCCACUAAACAUAGGUAAAUUAUAAGAUUCGCUACAUUUUCAUAUCAAAAGGUCGCAUAAAGUUUUCAAACUUCUAACGAAAGGAAUUUUCUAAAAUGUGUUACUCUAGUAACUCUAUGGAAUCCCUAUAUUCCUUACGAGGAAAAUCCUCUCGUUUGAAAUAACGUAAAUUAAGCUAAAUACCUCAGAGUUAUAUAUUAGUCGCGUAUACGUUUGGUAUAUUCUAGAACACUUAGAAAGACUGUCUUGGCUACAGUUUUCGUGAAUUAUUUCGAUUUAUUGUUAUUUCAAACAUACAAAAAUUUGUAAAUACAAUAAUCGGUGUACAUACAUAAAAAAAAAAAAAAAUACCGACCGAAUUGAGAACCUCCUCCUUUUUGAAGUCGGUUAAAAAAUGAAUUAUUACUCUACUCGCUGUUAAACACUUAGAAUCGCGAGAGAAAACCCAGCCCAUGUAAAGUCCUUUUCAUGAAAGAAGUCCCCCAGACGCGGUGCUUAUGUCAUAAUGGCGCUGAUUGUCAUUUGCUAAUGGCGGUCAUAAUGUCAUUUGUUUACGGGACUUCUUUCAUGAAAAUGAUUCUAAGUCAGCGGCUGAUUUUACGCUCAUAUUGUACCAAGUCAUGCAAUUUUACAUAACAGUAGUGAAAGUUAAACUACCCACACCUAAUACUCUUAUAUCGUUCGACGAUUGAGUCUUCAGUUUUGUACCAACCAUCGUCGCGAGCGGACGUCCCUUGCACUGGCUUGACACAAUCUGGGGUCUUACCAGAAUGGUACGAAAUGUGUAAACAUCAUGGAAUCGCUACGGAUUUAAGAGCUUAACCACUCACGAAUAAUAAAUCAAAAGGAAGUUAAAUAACUAUGACAAACAAAAAAAAAGAACGUGUGAACGAAAGAGAAGCAAAAAAAAAUCGCUUGUGUUUUCGCAUAAUGUAUACCUUUGAGGUACAGAAUAGAUAGAAAUCUUACAACUAUAGCAAUAGUAUUGAACUCCCCGUCGUGUAGCAUAAAUGUAGUUAAGCGAAUUGAAAUGUUUUUAUAGUAGUCCGUAAGUAGAGAGGUGAAGUUUACUUUGAACGUAAUCAAAUGUGUAACCUAUUAAAUAUGGAUAGCGAUAUACCUAA
This is a messenger RNA of Bicyclus anynana (squinting bush brown), 10089 nucleotides long. Its product is annotated as CTD small phosphatase-like protein 2. The record is from RefSeq and is a predicted model, not a curated record. NCBI's taxonomy places the organism in Eukaryota, Metazoa, Arthropoda, Insecta, Lepidoptera, Nymphalidae. Gene Ontology annotation, molecular function: phosphoprotein phosphatase activity. The coding region runs from base 629 to 2698 and encodes 689 amino acids. The transcript has 13 exons.